GCAUUAUCUUUUCACGAGCUGUCAGAAACCUCGAUCAGGUCCACACAGCUAAGCCAACGGGGCCCGAACAUGCUAGAGAACCUCUUUUAAACCAUCACGAGGACAGAGCAAGCUCGGAUCACCGAUCCUCAUCCGAAAGCUCCAACGACCCAAUGCCAGCCCCAGACACCGCACCAAGCUAUCAAGCAUCUACAGCACCUAUCCGCGCUCUCCUGCUCCGCACACUCGAUCAAUGCAGAAUCUUCUUCAACCGGGAACACCGCUCCCCUCACUUCGUAUUCGGCGCCCUAGCCUUCUCCUCAAGAGCAACGCCAUGGCUCGCGAAAUAUUCGUCUUCCAAUACCUCUCUGAGAAGUUCCACUGGGCGCUCAAGGACACCACCGUUCUCCGCCUCGCGCUCUCGCUCGGCGCCGUCCUCACCACGCUCCUCCUCAGGCCUGUAGCAACAGCUAUGCUCAUUCGUCAAAGCGUAGCGACCACGACAAUCGAUCUGGGCACCAUCCGCAUAUCGCUUCUGGUCUUGGUGGUGUGCUUCGUCGUUGCGUGGGCGGGCUGGUUCGGAUGAAAUUUUUUAUCCUCU
Molecule: messenger RNA, 580 nt
Organism: Mollisia scopiformis
Lineage: Eukaryota; Fungi; Ascomycota; Leotiomycetes; Helotiales; Mollisiaceae
Exons: 1
Coding region: 314-565 (83 amino acids)
Source: RefSeq, a predicted model, not a curated record